Molecule: messenger RNA, 1035 nt
Organism: Necator americanus (New World hookworm)
Lineage: Eukaryota; Metazoa; Nematoda; Chromadorea; Rhabditida; Ancylostomatidae
Exons: 13
Coding region: 1-1035 (344 amino acids)
Source: RefSeq, a predicted model, not a curated record
AUGGAUCCAGCAUCGCGUAAAAGUCGUCGCAGUUCGAUUUUGAGAAUUAGACAGCCAGAGAAAGUUGCGGAAACUACGUCCGUCGAAAAUGAACAGAAACAAGUUUUAAAACGCCGCGUCAGCUUUCAUAAUGUGAAGACAGUACAAAACUUCGACAAAGACCAAUUAAAUCUUCUUGAUGGUUCCCCAUUUAACGAGAAAAUCCACGAAACGAUGAGUUCUGAUGGAGUUCUCACGCCAGCCAGAGCUCAGCUAAUGUUUUCAACUCCCAACACAGCUGUUCUUAUGGAGAACAGUAUUUCGGAAGAGAAUAACACGGGGAUUUUUGGGAGAGAUUCGAACCCGCGUUUGAGUUGCAAAGAAGUUACUAACUAUUCUCAGUGUGAUAUGUUGCUGUGUGAUACCAUCGGAACAAUGCUAGAUGCUGAUUCAAAUAUAUUACCGGAAGAUCGUUCAUCCGUCGAUAUGUCUAUUUCUGGCACUAUUACUGAAGGAGGGUCGAGCGAUGACACAUUGGCUGCUUUGGAAGUUAUGGAUGGGCAUCGCACAAUAGAAGUACCCGUAUCAGGAUUUUCUACGAAACUGGAACCCCACGUUUCCAAACGCGAAACCACUAUGGAUGAAACGAUGAUGGUUCUAAGUGUCAAGUCUGCUCCAGUAAUGUCAAUGCUCUCGAUCAAAUCUCACGAGAAGUCAUCGUUCGACGAAGACACUGCUCUUGUAUUCAAAGAUAUUACGACAAUACAUACUCGCAAGUCUUUUCAGGAUGGAUAUAUGGAACUUUCACCGACAAUGUCAGAAACUGGUAUUUGUGGUGACACUAUGGCGGUUUUUGAUACUGUCGUUCACGAUGAGAAGGAACAGUCACCUUCAGUGCACAUAGGUGUUGGAACCACUGUAAAAAACGAACAUGUUUGUGAGAGUGCGAUUCUUAGUGUUGAAAAGCCGACAUCUGAUCGACAAACUAGAGUUGAAAACAUGAAAUUCCAUGAAGCCGAAAUGCGUGGAAUGACUUUGUUCGGCGACCUUUCAUAG